GACGUUUGAGAAGCUGGGGACGUUGGGGACGGCUUCAAAUUUGUUAGUAUAUCUGACGACUGUAUUCAACAUGAAGAGCGUGGCAGCUGCAAGUCUGCUGCAGAUCUUCAAUGGCACAACUAAUCUGGCUCCGAUAUUGGGAGCCUUCCUCUCCGAUACGUAUCUCGGCCGAUAUUAUACUCUCGCCUUCGCUUCCGUUUCUUCUCUACUGGGAAUGUUCAUCCUAACACUGACAGCUGCAUUCAAAAGGCUUCACCCAACACCCUGCAACAUCAAUGGGCAACAAUGCGAGGCUGCUUCGCCAAUUCAACUAUCGGUCCUACUCCUCUCAUUCCUAUUUCUCGUCAUCGGCGCCGGCGGAAUUCGUCCCUGCAACCUUGCCUUUGGUGCGGACCAAUUCGAUCCUCGGACCGAAUCGGGACGAAGAGGAAUAAACAGCUUCUUCAAUUGGUAUUAUUUCACCUUCACCAUAGCCAUGAUGAUAUCCUCCACCUUCAUCAUCUAUAUUCAGAGCAACAUAAGCUGGACUCUGGGGCUGGGCAUCCCAGCUGUGCUCAUGUUCUUCUCCUGUGCUUGCUUCUUCCUUGGGACUAAUCUCUAUGUGAGGGUGAAGCCGGAGGGCAGUCCUUUCACGAGUGUGGCUCGGGUUUUCGUCGCGGCUUAUCGGAAGCGAAAUUUGAAGAUUUCUGAUGACGAUCAAUCGAAGUCUCUCUUCGAUCCUCCUAUUGUUGGUAGUACAAUAAGAACCAAGCUUCCGCAUACUGAUCAAUUCAGAUGUCUAGACAAAGCUUCAAUCAUUGCAAGCCCUGAAGAAAUCAAACCAGCUGAUGACACAGGUUUGAAUCCAUGGAGACUCUGCAGCCUGCAACAUGUUGAAGAAGUAAAAUGCAUAAUCAGAAUUCUCCCAGUCUGGUCUGCAGCCAUGUUCUAUGGCAUCGGAGCAGGACAACAGGGAACCUAUGUGGUAUUCCAAGCCCUCCAAUCCGACCGGCACUUCGGCAACAGCAGCUUCCAGAUCCCCGCCGGCUCAUUCACCGUCUUCAACAUGCUCGCCCUCACCAUCUGGAUCCCCAUUUACGAUCGGAUCAUCGUCCCCCGGCUUCAACGGGUGACGAAAAUCGAGGGAGGGAUAACCCUACUUCAGAGAAUGGGGAUCGGAAUCUUCAUCUCCAUCAUCGCCUUGCUGGUGGCGGCCGUUGUGGAGGCGAAGAGGAGGAGCGCGGCGGUUCAAGAAUUCGCCGGCGGGAAAGCCGUGUCGUCGAUGUCGAGCCUCUGGUUGAUCCCUCAGCUCAUGCUCUUCGGGCUCUCGGAAGCUUUCGGCGCGAUCGGACAGGUGGAGUUCUACUACAAACAGUUCCCGGAGAACAUGAGGAGUGUGGCCGGAUCAUUUCUGUUUCUGGGGAUGGCAAUUUCGAGCUAUCUCUGCAGCUUGAUUGUGAUGGUUGUGCACAGAACGACGGGAGGGAAGGGGAAGGAGAAUUGGUUGGCGGGAGAUUUGAACAAGGGGAGAUUGGAUCUGUUCUACUACCUGACGGCAGCAAUGGCGGCUGCUAACUUAAUUUACUUCAUUGUUUGUGCUAAGUGGUACAGAUACAAGGACCAGAAAUCUGGAGCAGAUGGGAUCUCCAUGGAGAUGGCCAAAGCUUCUGAUGGAGCUUUGGUUUGAGAGAAUCCGGGCUGUUGAGUUGAGAUCAGAUGGUGGGAAAGAACGCUGAGAAAGUCGUGUAAAGAUGUUGUCAGAUUGGAUGAGGGCUUAUGAUUUUAGUGCCCUUUUAACGUUAGAAGAUCAUAUCAGCUAUAAAUUAUUACAUAAGCUUUUGU
This is a messenger RNA of Phalaenopsis equestris, 1821 nucleotides long. Its product is annotated as protein NRT1/ PTR FAMILY 2.11-like. Gene Ontology annotation, biological process: transmembrane transport. The transcript is spliced from 3 exons. Gene Ontology annotation, molecular function: transmembrane transporter activity. Bases 71 to 1666 code for a protein of 531 amino acids. Lineage: Eukaryota; Viridiplantae; Streptophyta; Magnoliopsida; Asparagales; Orchidaceae. The record is from RefSeq and is a predicted model, not a curated record. Gene Ontology annotation, cellular component: plasma membrane.